Molecule: messenger RNA, 2595 nt
Organism: Thunnus maccoyii (southern bluefin tuna)
Lineage: Eukaryota; Metazoa; Chordata; Actinopteri; Scombriformes; Scombridae
Gene: glb1
Product: galactosidase, beta 1
Exons: 16
Coding region: 338-2290 (650 amino acids)
Biological process (GO): carbohydrate metabolic process
Cellular component (GO): vacuole
Molecular function (GO): beta-galactosidase activity
Source: RefSeq, a predicted model, not a curated record
UAUUUCUCUACAUAUGAGGAUCACUGUGACGGCCCCUCUGCUUUGUACUCCUUGUUGCUGCUGUGUUCUUUGUUUGAAGGGGCAGGUUCCUGAGCACAUUGAUUAGCAGGAUAGGAAAACACCUCAGCCUGGUGUGCUCCAUAUAUGAAGUCAGUUCAGAUCCUCUCUUCUCACCCACACACACUCCUGCUGUUGCUUUUCGGUUCCUUUUCUUUUGUUUUUACCAUACUGUAAGCAGAGAAGUAAGUACUGUAGCUGGCUGUGUGCAGCUAAAUGCUGCAUGAAAAGGUACUUAAAUUUAGUUUUGCACUGGAAAAAGGAACAGUGAAGACUCAUCAUGUCUCUGCUCAGAGCUGGAAGCCUCCUCCUGCUGCUGCUGUGUGCACAUUCACUCGGUGCACCUCCUUCAUUCAGUGUGGAUUACCAGAACGACUGCUUUCGUAAAGAUGGGGAACAGUUUCGUUACAUAUCAGGAAGCAUCCAUUACAGCAGAAUCCCCAGAGUCUACUGGAAGGAUCGUCUGCUCAAGAUGCACAUGGCGGGGCUGAACGCCAUUCAGACGUACAUUCCCUGGAACUACCACGAGGAGUCUCCAGGCCUGUACAAUUUCAGUGGAGACAGGGAUUUGGAGUAUUUCCUUAAACUGGCUCAGGAUGUUGGUUUACUGGUCAUCCUUCGGCCGGGACCCUACAUAUGUGCAGAGUGGGACAUGGGUGGGCUGCCUGCCUGGCUUCUCAACAAGAAAGACAUCGUGCUGCGGUCGACGGAUCCAGAUUACAUUGCAGAAGUAGAUAAGUGGAUGGGAAAGUUACUCCCAAUGAUGAAGCCUUAUCUGUAUCAGAACGGUGGACCCAUCAUCACUGUACAAGUGGAGAAUGAAUACGGCAGCUACUUCACCUGUGAUUACAACUACAUGCGUCACCUGACCAAACUGUUCCGCUCUCACCUGGGCGAAGAGGUGGUGCUCUUCACCACAGAUGGUGCUGGGCUUCAGUACCUCAAAUGUGGCUCCAUACAAGGUCUCUAUGCCACUGUUGACUUUGGGCCAGGUGCAAAUGUAACCGCUGCCUUUGCUGCACAGAGACACGCUGAACCUCAAGGACCUUUGGUGAACUCUGAAUUCUACACUGGCUGGCUGGACCACUGGGGCUCACGUCACUCUGUCGUGUCGUCCGCAAUAGUGGCCAAAACCCUCAACGAGAUGCUGGUCCUGGGAGCAAAUGUCAACCUGUACAUGUUCAUAGGAGGAACAAACUUUGGAUACUGGAAUGGUGCCAAUACACCAUACGGCCCGCAGCCCACGAGCUACGACUACGAUGCUCCGCUUACAGAAGCAGGAGACCUCACAGAGAAAUACUUUACUAUCCGAGAGGUGAUCAAAAUGUACCGUAAAAUACCAGAGGGACCGAUACCACCAACAACUCCAAAGUAUGCAUACGGUGCUGUUACAAUGAAGAAGCUCCAGACAGUAUCAGAUGCCUUAGAAGAACUUUCCUACUCUGGUCCUGUCAAAAGCAUGUAUCCUCAGACUUUCAUUGAACUCAACCAGGCAUUUGGUUAUGUGCUCUACAGGACUAAGCUGCCUGUAAACUGCAGCACACCAACUCCGUUGUCGUCCCCUCUGAAUGGGGUCCACGAUAGAGCGUAUGUGUCAGUGGACGGGGUGGCUGUAGGGGUUCUUGAGAGGGACAAAGUCAUAACCGUCAAUGUGACUGGGAAAGCUGGCAGUCAGCUGGACUUGCUGGUGGAGAAUAUGGGCCGAAUCAACUAUGGAAGAGGCAUCAAUGACUUCAAGGGUUUGGUGUCCAAUCUGACUUUGGGGAAAGAUACGCUCAACGGCUGGACCAUGUACAGUCUCAGGAUCGAUGAAGCAGUCAGCCAGGGCUUACUCGGGGAAACAAAGUCCGCUCCAACAGACCCACCUCAGCCUGCAGCUCUCUCACCUCCGGCCUUCUACAGGGGCAGCUUCGACAUUCCUGACGGCAUUCCAGAUCUCCCUCAGGACACCUACAUAAUACUGCCCAAAUGGAGGAAGGGGCAGGUUUGGAUUAACGGCUUCAAUCUGGGACGUUACUGGCCUACUCGAGGCCCUCAGGUGACGCUUUUUGUUCCUGCCAACAUCCUCAGCACCGCUGCACCCAACAAUGUGACAGUGUUGGAGCUGGAAGGAGCUCCCUGCAGCUCCGGGCCGUGUACUGUGGAGUUUACGGUCACCCCCAUCCUGAAUGAAGUAGUCCAGUCCGACUUCAAGCAGCACAGCAGAAUGUUCAGUAGAGUGGAUCUGUUGUGAUGAUAAGGGAACUCGCUGCUGCACAAUUUGCACUACUCGUUGAUAUAUAAAUAUCAAAUCACCACUUGCUGUUAGAGAUCGAUGUAUGACAGAUUUUGCCAAUUGAAGCACUGCCAAAACACAGCAGCCUGUAUGAUUUGAAAGAAUGUUUUAUUUUUUGUGUGAAAAACACAUCAGGGAAAUACUAAAUAUAUCGUGGGACUGUCGCCUUCAUUAAUGUUCAUACACUCUGAAUCUGUCUGAUUUAAUGAUUAUAAAGCAUAUGCUUUUUUAAUUGAAAAAUAAAAAAAAAUUAUUUGAUAAUA